AUGUCUGACCUGAAAAACAUUGUACACAGAGCCCAUUGUAUUGAAAAACUACUGUCCAACAAGAAUUUCGAAGAUGUUGAGCAUCAUCUUAAAGAGCUUGAAGAUGUUGAUAUGACUGUAGGGUAUCUUCAGGGAACAGAAAUUGUCAAGGCUGUAUACCUAGUAGUCAAGAACUGCCCUCCAGUGGAGUUGAAAAAGAAAGCAAAGCAGUUAUUAUCAAGGUGGAAGGCACUUUACAAGAAUAACUGUGCUCAGUUAAUGCAAGUUAAAAAGUUGGUUUCUGUGUCCAUGAAAGAGGAAAUUGAACAUCUCAGUGUGGUUCCCAGAGAGCAGUCACUGUCUGAAAGACAGUGUGAACAGGAGGCAUUAGAUGCUACUAGUUCUAAAAUUUUGGUCCCCUUUCAAACUGUUAAAAAUGUGGUACAUAGCGAUGCAGAAAGGAGCAUGAAUCAGCUUUCUUCACUUGAGGAACGACACAUUGAUAGUGAAGAUUCUAAACCUCUUGUUAACGAAGCAAGUCUGCAGCAGGAUCCAAUGAGAGCUCUGAGGUGUAAAUGUACGGAUCUUCUUUACAAAGCUUUGGCUGAUAAUGCCAAAGAUGAACAAGAAACGGAUAAAUGGCUAGAGCUAUCUAAAGAAAUUGAAGAACACAUUUUUGCUCUUCAUGCUAAAAAUGACAAAAAGUAUAAAAACUGCAUCAGAAGCAAAAUCUCUAACCUGAAGAACCCUAAAAGUUGCCACUUAAAACAUAACCUUUUUUCAGGGACUUUGAGUCCAAAGGCUUUUGCUGAGAUGACAGUGAUGGAAAUGGCCAGCAAUGAACUGAAAGAGCUCAGGGCUUUGUACACAGAAUCAUCUGUUCGGGAACAUCAGCUCCCACAAGUUAUUAAUGGCACACAGACAAACAAAAUAAAGUGUAGGCGCUGUGAAAAAUUUGACUGCACCGUCACUAUGAUUGCCAGAGGAACUCUCUUUCUUCCAGGUUGGGUGCGAAACACAAAUCCAGAUGAACAAAUGUUAACUUAUGUUAUUUGUAAUGAAUGUGGAGAACAGUGGUAUCACAGCAGAUGGAUUUGUUUUUAACACUAUCCCUCCUUAAUAAGUGGUUUUAAAACAUAAGUAUGAGAAGGCAUUUGUGUUGAAAUUGUGUAAUUUAAAAUUUUGUAUUGAUUAUGUAGAUGCUGCCACUAAAAAGUGCAAAAUCAGUUUUUAAAAAUUGCUACAUUAUUUUGAAGAUGAAUAAAUCUAUGUUUUCAAGUCAUGUCAGUAUGUAAAGAAAUAAAAGUAAAAAGGGAAACAAUGGUAACACUA
This is a messenger RNA of Chaetura pelagica (chimney swift), 1311 nucleotides long. RefSeq names its product transcription elongation factor A (SII) N-terminal and central domain containing (gene TCEANC). Gene Ontology annotation, biological process: DNA-templated transcription. The coding region runs from base 1 to 1083 and encodes 360 amino acids. Gene Ontology annotation, cellular component: nucleus. The transcript has a single exon. The record is from RefSeq and is a predicted model, not a curated record. NCBI's taxonomy places the organism in Eukaryota, Metazoa, Chordata, Aves, Apodiformes, Apodidae.